Messenger RNA from Impatiens glandulifera, 1854 nucleotides. Its product is annotated as isoprenylcysteine alpha-carbonyl methylesterase ICME-like. Lineage: Eukaryota; Viridiplantae; Streptophyta; Magnoliopsida; Ericales; Balsaminaceae. Bases 224 to 1507 code for a protein of 427 amino acids. The transcript has 12 exons. The record is from RefSeq and is a predicted model, not a curated record.
ACAAUUAGAUUUCAUUGAGCUAUUUGAAGAGGAGAAAAUGAACUUGUUAGUGACGGUUUAUCUUCGUCAUUCAUUCAUGUGCUCGAUAGAAAAGUAAUCAAUGGUGAAAGAAGGAAAGACGACGAUGAUUGUAAGUAAGCUGUGGCGAAUGCAUGAGAUUCACAUAUAGAGAAAAUAUACUUUACAACUGCAACAUCAACACACUAUCCUUCUCCUUGAGGCGAUGCCGACGUCGCCUUCAACUUCUCAACAGGAGAAGGACGUCAAUCCAAUCAUGGAGGAGCAGCAUCAGCAGGAAGAGGAGGAGAAGCCUUUCGUUUCCAGCGAUUCCAAUUACUUUAACCUCAACGAUGAGAGGUUGAGGCGUAGAGGCAGCUCUAUCAGACGACGGUCAGGGCCUCCCCCGCCCACUCGUUCUCGGUCUUUUAAGGGUGACAUCAGCCAUGCCGCUUCCGAGACCUAUUUAAUGAGUGGUUUUGCACUCAAGCUCCUCCGCUACCUCGGGGUAGGCUACCGGUGGUUAAUGGGACUUUAUGCUCUUGGUAUCUAUGCUAUGUUACUUCUUCCAGGUUUUCUCCAUGUUGCUUAUCACUAUUUCUUCUCAAGAAAUGUACUACGCAGUGUUGUGUAUGGGGAUCAACCUAGAAAUAGGCUGGAUUUAUUCUUGCCAAAGAACACAGAUGGAUUAAAGCCAGUUCUGAUAUUUGUAACUGGGGGAGCAUGGAUUAUUGGGUAUAAAGCAUGGGGUGCCCUUCUAGGACUUCAUCUAGCAGAAAGAGAUGUUAUAGUGGCAUGUCUUGAUUACAGAAAUUUCCCUCAGGGUACUAUAAGUGAUAUGGUUAGUGAUGUAUGUCAAGGAAUCUCUUUUGUAUUCAACAAUAUUUCAGAAUAUGGGGGUGACCCUAGCAGAAUAUUUUUAAUGGGGCAAUCAGCUGGUGGACAUAUUUCUACCUGUGCUCUUUUAGAACAGGCUAUUGAAGAAUCUGAAGGUAGAAGCGUCACCUGGAGUGCUUCUCAAUUAAAAGCUUAUUUUGGAUUAUCCGGAGGGUACAAUUUGUCCAACUUAGUAGAUCAUUUCCAUGGACGAGGACUGUAUCGCACCAUAUUUUUAAGCAUAAUGGAAGGGGAAGAAUCUUUGGCAUAUUUCUCUCCUGAAAUUAGAAUACGAGAUCCGAGCAUCAGUGAUGCUAUUCCUCUUCUACCACAGUUCAUUCUCUUUCAUGGAACAGCUGAUUGCUCCAUCCCAUCAGAAGAAAGUAAAGCAUUUCAGGAUACUCUUCACAGAGUUGGGGCAAAAGCAGAACUUUUUUUGUAUCCUGGGAAGACUCACACGGACUUGUUUCUUCAAGAUCCGAUGAGAGGUGACGAUGAGCUAUUCGAUUAUACACUUGCUUUCAUACACGCGGGUGAUAAAAGAGCACUAGAAAAGGAUGCUGCAGCACCUCCAAGACCGCGUUUGGUUCCUGAAAUCUUGAUAAAAUUGGCUCACAUAAUUAGCCCUUUCUAAGAGAAUUAGUCUGCUGGAGUUUGAAAACACGAAUGAUCAUCUUUUGCCAGUUUCUCGAGCCUGCAAAUCCUAUUUUAUAUUCGUGCUUAUAGAAACUGAGUUGAGUGUAUGUGUGUGUGCAUUUUGAUUUCCUAGAGUUGCUAGUAAUCAAAUUAUUUUGUACAACAAACCUCUCACCUUUUCUCCUUUAAGGGAUCAGCAAGUUCAUAAUUUAUUCGUAAUAUGUGUGCAUUUUUUUUUAAUAGAAAUGAAAUUGGAGAAUAUCCUUUUUGUUGUUAUAGUUGACAAUUUUUUUAUUUUAUUUUACAAACUAUAUGUAAAUUUGAUUUAAAAAGAUAUUUGUGUUU